AUUUGAAUGGGAUCGUUCGUUUCAAUUCAGGUUACAAAUUUUACGUUGACAAUUUAGGAAAAUAAUCUACUGGCAAAUUCUACUGUGAUGUCCUAUCGAGAUGAAUUAAAUAGUAGGUACGCAUUCGUAGGUACCUAUAAUAAUAUGAUAUUUAAUCAAAUCACUGACACUGCGUACAUUUGGUAAAAAUUACCAGUGAAACUAAGCGAGUUUAUUUAAAUUAAAAAAACUAAUAAAAAAUAAACAUUAAUUAAUAUUGAUUUAAAUUAACGUUCCAAAGUCUGGUAUUCAAACAUAGCUAGUAUAAUAAUUCCAACGGAUUAUUAUGGUUUACGGGCUCACGUUAAAAAAUUGAAAGCGGCAAAUGCGACCAUGGCGAGAUCGCGCACGGACAGUUCUCCGUUAUCGGCUGCCGUUUUAUAAGUUUCGAUCAAACUGUCCGGCACGCCGACUCUCGUAAUCUUAUUCUCAAACUUUUUGCGCCAUGUUCGGACCACUUCCAGAGCGCGUUUAUCUUUCGGUUUACUGAAAUCCUUCGGACGAUAAGUUUCGUCGCCGAAAACAUACCUGCAAUUAUUUAUGAGUGUGGUGUAUUGAUAUACAUAUAAAACCGACGUAUCUACAAAAUGUACACUGCGAACAUUAUUAACGUACAUAUAUUUUAACCGUAGAAAUGUCAGAAAUAAAUAAAUAAACGUAACAACGUACACAUUUAUUAAACGUAUAGAAGACGACAUUCACAACACUUAGAAUUUCGUAUUUGUACUCCUAUAUAAUUACAACGACAAUAAUUUGUUAUUUCGCGUGUUUACUGAAUGUUUGGUUCAACGAAUAAUAUAUUUCGCAUCAAAAUAGCCGGAUAGACUUCACUCCGUGGCCGGUGUUCAUGAGAAAUGGGGGGGGGGAACCAAAAUGCGGUAUGGUUUGGUUUAUAAAUUUAUGAUAAAGAAAAACAUAUUAUCAAUCUGCUUUCUUUAGUAUCUAUUGGUAUGUUCAAAGGUCACCCACUCACUCAACAGUAAUAUUAUAAAAACAAAUGGACAUAUUUCGCACGUGGGUGGGCUACUGAUGUAGGCGAGAAAUUGGGAAGGUAGAUGGGAAAUUUAAUGUAUAUCCGUACGCAACGAUUAACCAUUGCUGACGAUUCUGAGCGGAGUUCGGUUAAAAAUGUUGAUUCGUCAAUAGUAUAUAUGUCAAAUUAUGAUAAAAUAAUUACAUAUGCAUUAUAAAUUUGUCUUUAAUAAUAUUUGUUUAAUAUUGUAUCUAUUUUAAGGAAAUUUAUUGGAAAAACACCUAGGAAAAUCAAAAAAAUUAUCUCCCUCAAAUACCGACCCAGUAAAAUCCCCUUUCAGAAAAGGCGCUAUACUUGAUACUUAGGAGCAUGAUUUCCGGUAGAAACUUCGUACACGGAAUAAAAAACAAAAAUAAAUAUACAUCUCUGUAAAACUAAUAUACAUUCAAUAUUUCUUUGGAAUCAAAUAAAAAACAAUAUAUUAAAAUAUGAAUUUUUUUUUUGUUGUGUAAAUAUAAUUAUUAGGUUUAAAAUACUCAACGAGAUCAGCUGACACUCAAAUGGCACAGAAAUACUUUCUGUGCCAUUUACUGUUAUCAAUAUGUUCAACAAAAUUUUCUAAAAAAGAGCUGAUACUGGGGAUGGAAGCGGCCACUGUUGUAGGUGAGUAGUUGGGAAGGUAGGAUACAUAUGGUUAUUCAUUAAUAUCAGUAAGGAACGAUAAACCAUUGUUUGAUAAAAAUAUGAUUCCGAGCGCAGUUUGGUAGUACCUAAUUUGAAAUACCGUAAUUUAAAAGUAGACGGGUCGUCGUUUCAUUACGAAAAUAAAGACGAUAAAAAAUAAUUGUAAUAUAACAUUUAGAGCUGCUCAUUUCUACGUUUUUUUCUUGGAAAAAAUUAAUACAUUGGAAAAUAACGAGUGUUUUAUUCGAUAAAUUAAUCGCCCUGUAAAAACGGGUACCUAUUCAUUUCGUGUAACGGAACGUAUUUCGUAAAAUCGUCGAGUUCCACGUACAACCGAUGUUUUGGUAAUGUCCGAUAGCAUUCGUCCACCCCUACCAGAUCGUGAGACAUUAGAUCGUACAGCCCGUCGAACCUUUGUCUCAAAAGGUGCUCGCCGAUACUGCAAUACGAGUUCGACGACAAACUACAAUCACUGCCGUCGUCCUCGGCCGCGGAGUUUUUGAACUGCGUGAACAGUUCGAACAAUAUUUCUCCGCAACAUUUUAAGUCGACCGCGUCUAAAGGCUCGACGUGAUUCUCGUUUUCGUCAUUUGAAUCCUGCGGUACAACACUCAUCGUGCAACCGUAGUAAUUUAAAAUCGUCGAUAACGCUAUUAUUAUAUUAAUAAUAACAAAUGACAGUAUGCGCCAGGGAAAAAAAUCGAAUACUACUGGUAUUAUUUUUGUUUGAAAUAUGCCCAUUCUAUAAUUUACGGUUACUUCGGUAACCGUUUUUAAAUCGCGUUGAAAACGUUCGAGGUAAACACCGUAAAUCAUAUUAUAUUUACCGUCCCGACACGACAGGUUAAAACUAUAUCAUUAUUUAUACAUAUACACACAUAUAAUAUAUACGCAUACAAAAAAAACUCUAUUAAAUGAAAUUAAAUGCGUAUUACGGGCGUCUAAGAAAAACUCGUGUUUUUUAUGCCGAUAUUGUUGAUGGGUGUGCCACUUGUUCUAGGUAUGAAGUUGAAUUGCGUACUACGCAACGCUCGACAUUUCUUUUUCUUUUUUUUUUAAACACUAAUAACAACUUAAAAUGAGACUCGCGUCAAACGCUCAAGCGUUUCGAUUAAGUAAAAUAAUUGUGUCCGCGUAGUGUAUUUAACUUCGAAAUACGGGUUUUCCGGGUUUCAUCCGGCUAUUCAGAAAACUACACGGAAAAUCAAAAACAACUGUCUAUCAACCUAUCAAACGGAUCCGAAAUUCAAUAAACGAGGUUUCGUGACAUUUUUCGAUCGGUGCAAGAUUUCUAGAUUGAAAGUUGUUCGCACGCGGGAAAAUAAAUCACACAUCACAUAGUAAAACCGACGUCUGUACAGUUGCAUUUUAUUAAGUACCGUUUUGUCCGUUAAUUGGUUUGAAAUCCGCCCCGCGUGUGAUCACGCCGUUUUGUUUUCAUUUUUAAAGAUAGUUACUAUCGGCGCGGCGACAUACCGAAUAUCAAUUAAUAAUUGUAAUACUGCACUUGGUACUAUACUUACGCGCGUUAACAUGAAUCAUCUUGAACGGGGAGACUUGUACACACUUUGGUUUCCAAAGAACAACGGGAUAUGCGUACGGAAAUUGUGUAGUAUUUUAACCGCGUGUACGUGGCGACGUUGAAGUACCUGCCCGUUGAAAAUAAUACAUAAUAUCGUUUAAAGCGCACUCGCAACGUGUACAAAUAAUUAGGAAAACAACCAUGAAAAUUAUUUAUACGAAAAAAAAAAAAACGUCACACGUUAUUAUACCUGGUUGCCCGUUGCGUGCGCUCGUGCAAAUCAACGGUAAUAAUAUUGUUGUCGAACCCAAGGACAUUGGAAACAAAAUAACAUAAUUGUAACAUCAUAAUUAUAAAAAAAUAUAUCAACGUAAAAUAUUUGAUUCGGAGAUUCUAUGUUAUGACAAAAGAAACAAAACAAAUGAAGUUAUUAGGUUUUGUUAUAUUUUUAUGCGAGGUAUAACGUAACAUUAUAACGCGUACACAGGAAUGGUAUUGUUGGUAAACAAAUGUAUACCUAAUAAUAAUUAUACGUAACGUUCUGUAGCUUUUCGAAAAAAAAUUCGGAAGUCAUUAUUGUACCGUAAUACCGAAUCUGAUUUAUCUAUUUACAGAUUGCGCACAGUGGUACUAUUAUACGAGUAAUUAGUUACAAACGGAUUGUACGCUCGGAAAUAAUUUGGUUUUCCUGAUAUUUACACCGGCCGAAUAUAAAAACUUAAUAUUUCAUCAAUUUCCAGUCUGGGUUGGCAAACACCCGGGUUUUAUUUAGAAACAAAAAAAAAAAAAAAGAAGCUUUUCUAGGAUAAUGGGGACGGGUGCAGCCACUGUUAUAGGUAAUUUAAUGUAUAUCUGUAAGCAACGAAAAACCAUUGAUUACGAAAAAAAAAUUUGCCUGAAAAACUCUCGGAAAAACCGAAAAAUGACCUCCCUAAAGUACUUUCUCGGUAAAAUUUUCUUUCGAAAACAUUUCAAUCAUCAUAAAUUGGAGCUUAAGUGCUGGUAGAAAAGUUGCACAGAAAAAAAAUCGUGAUAUAUUACAAAUAUAUUUCGUACAUUUUCCCGUUUUUUUUUUUUCGGUUUAUCAUAUUUAAUGAGAAAACUCUCGAAAAAAUCGAAAAAUUACCUCCUUUAAGUACCUUAUCAAACCGAUUUCCUUUCAGAAAAGUCACUUCACUUAAAAAUGUUUUCUGGUAGAAAAGUUGCGUACAGAUAAAAAAAACCUUUGUAAACCAUAAGCUUCUUUGCUCCACUCAGAAUCUAAAAAAAUAAAAUAAAAAAUAAACAUUAUUAUAAAACCAGUAAAUUCCUCGCUUCUCUCAGAAUCUGAAACGUCAAUUUUUAUCAGAGAAUUUAAUUUUAACCUUAUGUCUCGUACGAAAUAAACUAAUUAGCCGAAUACGAAUUAGCCAAACGGUUUAUCUAACUAUUGAAAUCAACAAAUAUUUACUUGAAGUAUAAAGUUAUUUAAGAUAUAACAUUUCUAGUUGUUCUCGGAAUUAUUUCUUAUUAUCGAUUAUAUUUUAGUAAUUUUAUAGAAAGGCACUUAUAAUUUUUAUCUUGGUUUUUUAUAAUAUGACUUGUUGAUUAUGUUGUUUUUAUUCUACCUUAAAUUAAGAUAAAAAUUAAUCUAUUAAGGUCUUUAAUAAAUAAAUUAAAUAAUUAUAUAAUUAUAAAUUCUAUAGUUAGGUAGUUAUGAAUGUUUUAAGAGUUAUAAUUGGUUUUCUAUUAACAAAUAUAAAUUUGUAAACAAACAAAAAUAAUUUAAUUUUGUUUCCAAUAAUUGUUACAAGUAAAUAGAGAAAAAAAACUAAAAAAAAUGCGGAUUUUAUUAAACCCGGUAAAUGUACCUAGGUAGAUUAAGUAUGGUAGGUUUUCUUUAGGUGGAGAUUUUAAAAACUUUACGCGGCACCUUGCUAUGAAGAGGAAAACGAAUUCGAUUACAUACAAAUAAUGGGUACUUAUAUUUGUAUUGAAUGGUCGACAGGAUUCGAUAAACUGUCAUACAUUUUUAAAAACACUGCUAAGGUUUUUUUUUUAGCAGGGGAAAGAGCUUUAGUUUUUAAUGACCAAACAAAAAAAAGUUGUCCUAGGAUAAUGGAGAUGGUUGGCAGCUACUAUUAUAAAUAAUUUUAAUGUAUACCUUUAAGCAACAGUUAACCAUUUCUGACGAAAAACGAUUCUGAGGGGAAUUCAAUUGAUAGUGUUAUUUUAUCAACAAUAUAUGUGUCAUAUUAUGGUGAAAUAAUUACAUAUGCAUUAUUUAUUUCCAUUAAUAUUUGAUAUUGUACCUAUUUUCUCGGUUUUCUCACGUUUUUCCCGUUUAUCGGGAAAACUCCUGGAAAAUUCAAAACAUGACCUCCUUAGCUAGAGUACCACCCCAGUAAGGUUCGCUUUCAGAAAAUUGAAAGGUUUGGUUUUGAACGUCCCUAUCAAGUUUUGAUUGGAGCAACAUUUCUAAUAGAAGUGUUGUAGACUGACACAAAACGAAUAAUUGUAUUAUUUUUAUACUUUUCCAACUAUACUCACCUACAGUGUCCGUAUAGCGCGAUUCACCUAUGCAGGGCUUUUAUUUUAAAUCUAUAUCAAAAUAUAUCGAAAAGUCAAAAAUAAAAGAUAAUAUUUUAGAGUGUACUAUUACCGAUCAAAUUAUCCUUGUUAUACUGAUAUAAAAAAAACCGUAGUUAUUGAACAAAAAAAAAAACAAAAAAAAAAAAAAAUCGAUUUCAAGUGCGAUUUCUCGUUGUACGAAUCGAAAAACUCAUUAAGCACAAAUUUGUACGCGCAUUACUAUAAAAUUUUAAUAAUAAUAUGUACAAUGAUUGCACUUAAAACCGGUACAGGUGACCGGUACACCGCCUAAUGACGAGAUCCGAUUAUUGCGACGGAUUUAUCAAACUCGAUCAGUCGCUGCGGUUACGAACAAAAACGGCGUUUUUGAAAAUGCGAUUUGUAUUGUGUACGCUUGCGCAUUACAAUAGCGCGGGUUUAAAAUUACCGAUUACAAUAAACCGUAAUGAGCGACCUAACCGCCAACAUUGUACGGCAACAACGAGCGUUAUUCGAUUUUCGUGAGCAUCAUACCAGACGAACAUUUUACCCCGAAAGGUUUAUUCGAAUGCCGCGUGCGAACACCUAAUAUUGGGCCACCGGGUCUGCAGAGAAACGUCGUUGUUCGUUUCGUCCCCGUCGCGUCGCAUAACCACCAAGACGGCAAAUACUACACCGUGUCAAUAUGAUACUGUUGAAAUGCUUUAUGGUUAUUUUCGUCGGACAAUUUUUAGACGUGACAUCGGUGGUAAGCACAUACAAUAUUAUUAUGCCGACCCCCGGGGCCGCGUUAAGCUCAACCAUAGCCCUAGACGCGUGUUCGUCGAUAGCCCGUUGUAAAAAAAACAUCCAAACGACACACUUCUAUGAUAACCGACGCCUUGCGUGUGAUUUAAGUAUUAAAAUUCAAAAUCGCUACAUGUUACUUAAUCUAUUUUAAUAUGCUUAAUUUCGGUAUACUAUCGCGCAUUACUAGAAAUAAAAUACCCCCUGCCAUUGUCUAGCCCUAGACACGUGCCUACAUCGCCGAUACGUCAAUCCGGGCCUGAUUUACUCCUGAUUGACCGACACCUUUUAUCCGAAUACGAUGACCUCAAAGGUGAAUUAGAAUAUCGACGUCGAUACCGAUGCACGAGAGCUGAGUUAAAAAACUGGAGAAAUCGAUGUAAAAAAUUCCCUAAUUAAUAUUCUUGUAAUUUCAUAUGCAGUGUAUGAACAAAUAAAAAUAUGUUUCUUCUGCCAUCGUAAUAAGGCUCGAAAAACACAAUUUAGACGCAUUUAAAUAUUUAUAUUAUUACCUGACUGCUUAAAUUUGAAAUCUUACUCAGAAAACCGAAACGUUUAUGAAGUUUCUAUUCAAUUAUAUUCCUCAUAACAAUAAUAUUUUAUUAAUAAUCUUUUUACCAAAUUAUAGGUUUUGAAUUAAAAAUGCCAUUAUGUAAUGCCUUAUGUAAUAAUAAAAUAUGAUAUUGUGAAUAAAAAUUAAAUAGCUAGAAAAAAAAAAAGAUAAAUUAUACAGGUUAUAAGUCGAUAUUAUAAUUUCCAGUACAAUCCAAUGUUGACAUACAAUAUUCGUUUCAACAAACUGCGCUUUUUGCCAAAUGUAACUGGAAACUACACGAUUUUCCAACAAAAGGAUAAACAAUAUGUUAGUGGAUACAUUCAAAGACCGACGACCGAUGAAGUCAACAAAGUAUAAAAACUGCAUUAUAGUAACUAACCCGAAAUGUAUCGAAAAUCAAAGCUGGGCACUAACCAGUUAAAAAGUUAAAUUUAAGUUUAGACGUUAUUUUUUAAGUGACUUUCUAAAUUAGCUAGUUCAUUUUUAUACGUAAUAACUUUGUAACUUAACUAGAUGAUAGAUAUAAAUACAUUUUCUUUUAAAAUCAGUACCAGUUACCAGGUACACAAAAACAUAAUAAUUUUAAAAAAUAUAUAUUUUACGAAUUAUUACGAGAAAAUUACAUUUGUUUUUAAUGAAUAGUGAUCAAAAUAUCAUUUUUGAAUUAUUAUUAAUUAUUAAUGUUAUUGUUUAAGAUAAUUGUAGUUUUUCACCGUUGUAAUCCAGAAGGACUCAACUGUGAGUAUUUUCAGUCAUGGACACUUACCGAUUUAUGCACCCUAUUGAAGGACAAAAACCAAAUAUGGUCCAAAUGGUACGGGGCGUUUGACCCGCCAAUUCUUUGUCCAAUAAAUCAGGUAAUAACCGGUACAUGCUUAUUUAAAAUAAGCCAUUUUCUAUUGAAAACAAAUUGUACAAAUUAUAAUUUCUAUACCGUUUUUAAACACCUUACGUACCCACGUUAAUAUAGUCAUUGAUUUGAAUAAAACAUACGGUGGCGUGCGCUAAGGAGUACCCUCUCCUUUAGAAGGCGAGGUAAACCGACACCCCGAUUUGCUUUACAACACAACAACCAUGGGUAUUUCUAUAGCAAUUAAAUAUUAAUGUGUAUAGGUUUCAGCCGAGUAACAAAGAAUAUCGUGAUUUAUUGAUUAAAAGUUGCGUCUUUGGCUAAUUUUCCAUUAUCCAGCUGGGUAAAGGAAAAUAUAAUACGGUUUAUUUAUAAUGUUGACUGCAUCUCUUUCAUUCAAAAUUCUCGGGCACGCCACUGAAAACAUAUAAUGGAUAAGCAGUUUAUAAUUUAUUAACCUACGCUCUGUAAACUGUAAUUCAACAACAAUAACUUUGUGAUAUUGUAUGCUUAUAGUACACAUAUGUAUUCCGAAACUCGACCGGAGAAGUCAAUAUAUUUCUAAAAUGGUAUCCGGACGUGCUAAACUAUCAAUGGAAAAUAACGCAAAAAUUGUACUCCGGCGAUUUUUAUAUCGGCAGCUACGUGAUCGAAUACGCGAUAUUUGGCUAUAGGAGAAGGAACACAAAACCGAAAAAUUAAAUUUGAAUAUUAUCAUUUAAUAUUUUAAAAAUUAUUUUAACCGUCAAUUUUUAAACUGCACUAUAUUUUUAUCACACUAUAUAACUUUUACCAUACAACAUUGAAUAAUAAUAUUUCGGGGCUAAAAAUUACUAUAUCAUUUUAUUUUCGUCAAGAAAAUUACAAAAUUCAAUGGUUCAAGACAGUGGUGACCGACCACGGCUCAUGGGCCGAAUCCGGACCGCGAUCAUUUAUUAAUCGGCCCACCAAAGUAUUAAAUGAAAAUUGAAAAAAAAAAAAUAAAUUCAAAUUACAAAAAUUAACAAACAAAAAAAUAUAUGUUUACAGUUUACAUUUUUUCCUCGUUGAUAACGAUUAAUACAUAAUAAAUAAUUAAAUAUAUCACUGUGCCUAUAUUAAGAUAUAGUUACAGUAAAAUAUAAUAUUCUAUUGGCUUAUAAGUAAAAGUUAAAAUUCUUGGCCCAUUAAGAAUAUUAUUAUUUUUUUUUUUUUUUUUUAUGGCCCUCUGUAAAAAAAGGUUGGACACCACUGGUUUAAAAUAUUAAAAAAAAAAAAAAAUUUUAUUUAAUUUUCGCUUCUGUGACUUAAUUACACUGUGUUGUGAGAAAAUGAAAUUGCGAUUGUAUAUUAAACUAUUGACACCGUAAAUAAAUACUGAUAUUUGGUGAUUGGAUUUAUAAAACGUAUCUUUUACUUGUAUACUAUACUUAACUAUAUUCUUGAAUGGUUUAAUCAUGAAUGUACAAUGUAAAUAUUUGAAAAUAAUUUUUCGCACAUAUUUCACGUAUUCUUGUAAAAGCCUAACUAUACGGCCACAGUAAAUUGGCUAACCUGUGGUUUUAUUUAGUGUAAAUUAAUUUAUAGCGCUGUACGCGUCACUUGUAUUAAUUUGAAAACGAAAAUAAUAGUAGGACAUCUAUCCGGCAUUUACGUAUAAACGUUUAAAACGAUUAUUGGACAGCCGGUGAGUUCGAGGAAGAAGACCGGGUCUGGCGGGAGUUUAGAACAAGGGUAGCCGACCCCGAAUGGUCGGGAUGAAGUCGAAGAAGACGGAGAAGAAAGCACGUACUUGAUAUUAUUAUAUUAUAUAUUUCCCGUCUAUACCUCGGAUGGCUUAAUUACACGGAUGUGUAUUCAGACAAGGGACAGAAACAACGUUACAAAUACUCGCCAUUAACAUAUUAAAUAUGCGUAAAUCGGAUAGGUUAGGUUAGGGUCUUCGAAAAACUAUACCGAGGAUAAUAGAUAGAUUAUUGUAACAUCGAAUAGUUAUAAAAAAUGAUCUCCUCUAAUUUUAAUAAUUGCAGUGACAAAAAAAAAAAAACACAUGGUAUAUUUUGUUUGGUAGUAAAAAUAUGAUACUUAUUAUAAUGAUUGAUACGACAGACCUUCGGUUGUCACAUAAUUAUGACGCAAAGGUGAAUUAUUUGGUGUGCGAACGCACAAUCACUAUACUAUCAUUUUACACCAUCAACAAGAUAAAUAAAUGCAUACGUGUAUUGGAUGAAAAAUAAGAUAGGUAUUGCAAAAAUACCCAACUCUCAACGAUAUGAAAUAGUUUACAUUUUUAUUUUUACAUUCUGCAGUUUCAGUAUCCAAUAGAGAGUCUGCAUACACAAUACGCAUAAAAUACGUUCGACGACUUUCGCUUGUGUUACAAAUAAUAAAAUUUAAAUUCAUUUAAUAUUUGUACGUAUUGAAAAGUAUUUUCAUUCAUACCCGCGUGUGUAAAAACAUGGCAUUUUAUAAAAUGUGUUAUUUAUUUUUUAUCGGAGCGUUUGCCAUAAAUGUUAUAUCUGUUAGUAUUUGUUAUUAAUUAUAACAUCGCUUAAUUUUUAACUCUUACACGUAUUAUAACGGAACGAAAAGUGCACGCGAUCAAUAAUAUUGCCGUUCGUGUCGGAUAGUAUAGAAGCGAUUUAAAUUGUUCAAAUUGAAUAAGUUGAAUUUUUAACUAAUGUCACUCAUAUUUCAUCAAGUUACUUCACUGUAACAUUUAGUAUUUGUAAAAUGUGUUAGUGUGUCUAAAAUUGUAUUUUUAUCCCGGUAGUAAAAUUUAUUGAUUUUAGUUCUGAUCGUCUCUGAAUCUAAAAAUUGUAUAGUGCUCAAAUAUAACUCAUAAUCAACCAUGCAGAUAUCGAUUUAUUCACAUGCGGUGUAGUAACUGUUUAUAAUGACACCGGUUAUCAUGACAAACCGAGCAUUUGAUAUUUCGUGGUUUUUUUUUUAUUUUUGGAUUUUACUAUGGUAUUAAAUAACACAAUAGCACGCAUAAAUUCGGAAAUAAAUAAUCACUAAUAUUUAGGAAGAUUCUAAUUUGCAAAAAUUAUAUAUGUGUUUGACAGAGAGCGCUAUGGUAAGAUAUUUAUAAAUGUAUUGGUUAUCGACUGUAAUCAUAUCCGUUUAAUCUCCAAAACGUAAUAUAUUUGUCGUAAUACGUAUAACUAUCAUUCAUUUGAUAACAGCCAUAGGGUUCCCGUAGAAAAUCUGCUGGGAAAGUAUGGAAUUUAGAUGGCAUUCAGGUUUUGAAAAUAUCGAUCCAUUUUUAUACAUACAGAUUGAAAAUCGAGCUAUUAAUUUUAUGGUACUAUAAAAAGUCGGCCAAUACUCAUUUAAAAAUAUAAAACAAAAACCGUGCCGUCUGCGAGGGAGACUAGUACGGACGCUUUCCCGCCUUCGAGCUUCCCCGCUCCCCGACAGAUUAGGUUAGGCUUCACUUUCUUUGAAAUCUACCCCCUCCAAAAAAAAAAUUAGAAAUUUUGAUAUUUUCGUAUGAAAAUCUCGAAAAAAUUUCAUUAAAGAACCUAUUUUUCCACCUAUUUGUUCUUAUUCAUUACUGACACGGUUAAAAUCAAAAAGGAAUACGGGCAAGAAACGGGAGACAGCUAGCCUAUUAUAUAAGCAUUUGUUUGAUUUUUUUUUUUUUUUGCUUAUCGUCCUUUUACAAAACAAAGGUUUAGUACCGGCAGUUUCAGCAGGUCACAAUUUGUAAAAUAAUCCAAAGGUGGCGGUGAUAAUUCACCACUGUUAUAAUUUAAAUCAUUCAUCAAUAAUAUACCUACUUUACAUCAAAUAUUAAAAACAUUCAUGUACGUAGGUAAUAAUACCGUGAUACCAUCUGAUUCCAAAAUACAUUUUUUUUAAAUUGUAUUUCAAUAUUAUAUUUUUUCAUGUAAGCAGUUCAUAUGAGCAAAUAAAUAUUUUUUUAGUACAAUCCAAUGUUGACGUACGUUGUUCGCAUAGUAAAAAUAACCUCAUAUCCUAAUAUUACAUGGAAUUAUUCGGUUGACACUUACAAAGGAAAAUAUUAUGUGAACGGAAACACAUCGAUUACUACGGAUAAACUAAUCGAUAAAGUAAGUGGAUCUAUAUUGUACGGUGUACACUGAUACCUAAGUGAUAUUGUAAUUUCUAGAUCUAACUGUAGUUAGACAAAAUAUAUAAUUACCUAUCAGCGGCUUUGUCAAUCAACGCACAUACAUACGAGUGUACGCACGUAUACUCGUUUACUGCACAGAAUUAAAACGGAAAUGUACCAAAAUUAAAAAAAAAAAAAAAAUUGUCUCCUCAUAUUCCCGAAAAAUAAAUAUGACGUAUUGUUUUUAUGUCAUCCGGAUCGUCAUAUACCGGACGACCAUCGUAGAAGACAUCCGCGUACCUAUCAUAGUGCCAUAUACCGGGUCGACCGUACCCAAUUAAAUACCUAUUGAAGUAGUGGAGGCCUACAACUGUGCUGAUCCAGAUGAAAUAAAAACAAAAAAAUGUAUUAUUAGGAGACACAGGGAGGCAAUUUUACUGAUUGCAAAAUGGUCCCGUACGACUUUUUCCGUAUUAGUAUUUAAGGAAAACUUGCAUUAGUUUUAGAUUCGGAGUGUAGCGAGGGAUCUAUUGGUUGUACUAUGUCUGUCUGUGAACAGCCUUUGUACCAGAAAAUUUGCUCUGGAGUAUAGCGCCUUUUCUGAAAGGUAAUUUUCUCUAGUUGGUGCAUUGAGGGGGUCAUUUUUUGUUUUUCAAAAUAAUUCAAAAAUUGCAGCACAACGGUUUCAUUAUUUUUAAUUUUUAGAACUUAUAUUUUCGACCAAAGAUAUUAUUUCAAUGGAUAAACGACAAGAUACCUUUUUGGUUGCAUUUUGAAUCUAGUUUCUAGGUUAUUAAUUCGUAUUUUUAUUUUCUCUAUAAUUUUAUUAAUAAUUACGCAUUACCAAAACAAAAAAAAAAUAACCAUAGAAAUAACUGGAAGUUUUACGAAAAUAAUGCUUUUGUUAUAUUCAAUUUUGUUUUUUCGUUGUAGUUCUGUUUAAAAUAUUUAUAGAUACUUAAAAUAUGGACAGACAACUUACAUGUCUUUUCAAGACUUGGUAAAACUAUCGUAUUGUUUAAGCUACGUAAUUAUUUAUAGACAUUUUAAUUAGUUGAAUUUUUUACGUAAUUAUUAUUUGGUAGGCACUCUGUAAAUAAAUUGUUACACUAAAUAGAAAUGCUUGAAAAAUUGAUUGGAGGUUCGUUAUAAGUGAAGUUUCGUGGUCAAAAAAAAAAAAUUUAAUUUAAUGUUUUUUUUUUUUUUUUAAUUAAAGUUUUAAAAUCAAAUUUUGACAAAAAUGGUAAUUAUUACGGCCUUUCUAAACAUGGAUAACUUCGUUCCGAAUCGUUUUUCGUUAUCAAUGAUUUAUCGUUAGUUACAGUUUUAAAUUAACCACUUUAUGUAUCCUGCCUUCCCCACUAUACUGACCUGCAACAGUGGCCGCACCGAAUCAUAGUAUCAGCCCUUUUUUUUUGUUUACAUAUAAAUACUGUUUAAGGUUGUCGGCGUGUUUGAACGUUGUGCCCCGGAAGGCAUUAACUGCGAAUACUUCCAAUCCUGGACAUUAACAGAUAUUUGCCCAAAAUUAUUGGACAAGAACCAAAUUUGGUCAUCUUGGUACGGUCGUUCAUUUGACCCACCAGUAGUUUGUCCAAUAAAUAAAGUAAGUCAAGAAACAAUUCCACUUUAUGAGUUCGUAACUAAUAAUUACAGAUGAGUAAUUUUGUGUAACCAACGAACUGUAACCACGUAUUAACCAAAAAUAUCUUCAUAAAACUAAUAUAUAUGUCGUAUCCACUUGGUGUAAUCGUAUUUUACAUGAAAUGGAUGUUGUGAAUGUGAAACAAAACGGUGUGCUUGUUUUAAAGCUUCUGUUAAGUGUAACAGUCGUUGCCAUAGCAGUAAUAAUAUUUGUAAAAAUAAGUAUUAAGAAGUAUUUUUGGUUUUUUCAUCUUACCUAUUGAUGUAAUUAAUUAAAAUUUAUCUGCCGAACGAUCGAUAUCUCAUCUUUACAAUUUAUUAAUAAUAAAUAUAGUACGGUGCGAUACGUACCAGUAUCAAUGUUAUUAUUUCGAUUUCACGAAAAGUUACCUAUUGAUGUAAUUAAUUUAAAAUAUUACACAAAGUGUAAAACAAGAGUUUCCAUUUCAUGAAAUGGAUAAAAUAUAUGUCCGUUUCAUGAACUAAAAUUUGACUUACACGUUAUGAUCGUAGUUCAUGAAAUGAACGUCCAUUUCAUGAAAAAUACGAUUACACUAAGUGGAUACGACAUAUACACUUCCUUUUUCCGCAUGUACAACUCCAAUUGGUUUUUGUUUUUUUUUUUUUUUCUGUAGUCUUACUUUUAAAAUAAUUAAAACCAUGUUACAUUUAUUUCGUAUUAUGACAGCUUCCAAUUUAUAUUUAAGACAUUUAAAAUUUGAUUAUUGACUCUUAACUAUAUAUAGCUACUUAUUUGACUUUUAUAGAUACAUUAUCAGAUAAGGAACGGAACAUUUGAUCUCGACCCAAUAAUAAAAAUCUAUACUGAUGCCACGAACUAUUAUUGGAAAUUGACACAGAAAAUGUACGCUGGAAACACACUUGUGGGUUCUUAUAAAAUAGAAACGGUUUUUUUGGGGUAUAGAAAAAAGAACAAGCACCCAUAACUAUUGCCAUCGUCGUGUUUUAUUCCACUUUAAUUAUGUUUCGUAUCAUCCUAUAUACACCUAAUAUUUAUUAAUUUUUUUGUGUAAUCAAUAAUCGUUAUUCAUUAUAUUUAUUAUAAAUUAGUAAAUAUAACCAGUGGUCAACUCGGAUGAACGAAGUGAUCGGAGUCAUCUUCUUGGUUAAGUUAUCAGUCGCCUUUAAUUUAGGUUUUCAAAGUCCGGACGGAUGCUUUAGUUAUUGGCACUUAGACAUUUCAAAUGAUAUUUUAAUAUUCGAAUUAGUCUUAUUAAAAAUUAUUACUUUAAUACCCAGUAAAUUAUUCAUUAGUAGACAUCGUACUUGUUUGUAUACAUAGUAUGUAUGUAAUCAAUAAUCAAUAUAUACAUAUUUUAUAAACCAUUAUAUAAUUAAUUUUACAAUUACGGUAAGUCUGUAAAAUAACUAUAACCACUCAUGUCACAUAAAUAAUCAAAUUUGUAUACAUAUAUAUAUAUAUUAUUAAAAUUGAGAAAAAAAUUUGAUUUUUUUUUUUUUUUUUUUUUGUAUAACAAUUCGAUAACAUGUACCUUAUCAACGAUAUUAUUUUUCGAGAAGCCUUGCCUAACUAAAGAUUUUUUUUUUAUCUUCUUGUAGAUUGAGCCGAAUCGAUGAUGAAGGAGGUGUUGUUAGCACUGAUCCUUCCGGCUUGGCCUACUCUCCUGAACGGAGCCGCCUCUGA
Cinara cedri is the source of this 15330-nucleotide messenger RNA. The record is from the annotation of a GenBank genome assembly. Lineage: Eukaryota; Metazoa; Arthropoda; Insecta; Hemiptera; Aphididae.